This is a messenger RNA of Parnassius apollo (apollo), 1230 nucleotides long. The record is from the annotation of a GenBank genome assembly. NCBI's taxonomy places the organism in Eukaryota, Metazoa, Arthropoda, Insecta, Lepidoptera, Papilionidae.
AUGGUUCCCUCUUAUCAUCAAUUAUGCUUGGCCCAUGGUAUUCAGUGCGCUGUCCUGGACGUGCUAUACAAAGCUGAUAACACAGAAGGUAACACCGGCAUCACUGUUAACAGACCUUGCGAUAGCUCUGACUCUGAGGACGAAAGUGAUAUAGAGAACGAAGAUGAAAAUCGUUUUGUCAUCGAAGCUGACCCCAGUGGGGUCAUUCCCAAGCUGGUUUAUAAAGAAUUGAUAACUAAAGUCCGGAAAAUAGUAAAAUUUCUCAAAGGUUCGCCUACUCGCAUGGAUAUACUCAAUUCUUACCUGGAGUCCAAAUCUAAAGACACGACACUGAUCCUCGAUUGCAAGACUCGUUGGAGCAGCCUUGCUGAUAUGAUAGCAAGAUUUCUAGAAUUCAAAGACGCAAUUCAAAAGACAUUAAUUGAUCUCAAAGAGAAGACUACCUUUUCAGAUACUGAAAUAUUAAUUUUGAAAGAUAUGUCUAGUUCUCUCAAUUUCAUAAAGGCCACAGUUGAAGAACUUUGCGAGCGAAAAUCAAACUUACUAACCGCAGAAAUUGCACUUCAAUUCAUGAUGGAGAAAUUGGCGAUGAAUCCAGACGUUAUUAGUGGCCAGCUUAAAGAAGCUUUAAAUAGAAGAAUCUUGCAGAGGAGAAAUGCUACAUUGGUAAGUACGUUACAGUACUUACAUAAUCCUACAAAAUAUUAUGACGAAAGGAAUACUCCUCAUGCAUUUUCAAAGGCAUCCCAUGCGGAAAUAAUAGCCUUAAUUGUAAAAAUCAAUGAGACUUAUUUUUGCAAAGAUAAAGCUGCUACAACUGUCUUUGAAGCUGAAGAUGGCCUGCCUUUAAGAGAAAUACAAAGACAGCAGCGCCUUGAAGAUGAGAGGGAACAGGAUACAGCCAAGACAUUCAAGGAACAGUUAAAGACAAAAGAUAAUGAAACCUUGCACAAUACUGCUGAGGUAUCAACAAAACAUUUGUCCGAAAACGAUGACUUGGAAACGUCUGUCAGGGUGGAAAUGGCGCUAUUAGAUCGAAGUGGCCCUAAAAGCAUUCAUCUACAACGUGUUUACGAUUUUUUACUUACCAUCCCACCUACAAGCGUUGAAGCAGAACGUGUAUUUUCGGCUAAUAGAUAUUUUUACAAUCAUUUGAGAUGUUCAUUCAAUGACGAUACGUUAGACGCCCUCAGUUUCCUGCGGUCAUACUUUAUGAACACAAGAAAGUAA